AUGGAUCCCAUGGACAUCGAUCAGGUGGUGGCGUUUGAGGAUGCUGAUGUCGACAUUGGACCAGUGCAAGCACAGUUCAGUUUGGUAGGCAGGCUUUUGUCUCCGAAUCCGAUGUCCCAACAGUUAAUGAAUCAGGUGGCAAACGGCAUGUGGGGUACUGCGGAGAAUCAGAUCAUUGUUUAUGAGGCUGAGACGGUUUCUGGCGUUUUGUUGUGGUUGAUGAUUAAAUGUGAGAGCGCAUUAUUCAUCGGUCACCCUGGACUGUCAAAGACUUCGUUCUUCGCCUCAAGCCAUGGAGGCCAAUCAAUGCGGCUCUGCUUCGUGAAUUAG
Linum trigynum is the source of this 330-nucleotide messenger RNA. The record is from the annotation of a GenBank genome assembly. NCBI's taxonomy places the organism in Eukaryota, Viridiplantae, Streptophyta, Magnoliopsida, Malpighiales, Linaceae.